Molecule: messenger RNA, 698 nt
Organism: Raphanus sativus (radish)
Lineage: Eukaryota; Viridiplantae; Streptophyta; Magnoliopsida; Brassicales; Brassicaceae
Exons: 4
Biological process (GO): mRNA splicing, via spliceosome
Cellular component (GO): U12-type spliceosomal complex
Source: RefSeq, a predicted model, not a curated record
CUUUUUAGGAUGGGGCGUUUGAUGACAUGUGUCAACUCGAUAGGGCACGGUGUUUCUCACGCGUUUUGUUUUCCUGCGAGUGUCCGUGUUUGUUGUGCUGUUUCAUCUCUCGCCUCUCUCAUCUCUCUCCCAUCGCCUCUCUCAUCUCUCUCCCACCGCGUCUCCUCCUCUCACCACCACCCAUCUCCUCCUCGACUCACCACCACCGUGUCUCCCCCUCGUCUCACCACCACCGCGUCUCCUCUUCGACUCACCACCACCGCGUCUCCCCCUUGUCUCAUCACCACCACCACAGUCGACCUCUCUCUGUCAUCAUAGGUGGAGGAGAUAAGGUUCAUGGCGGCUGGAGUAGAAAAGGUUCAUGGCGGCUGAAGGAUGCAAGUCUCGUGGCGGCUGGAGGAAGCAAAGUUCAUGGCUGUUGGAAGAGGGUCAAGCUCGACGGCUCCUCCUUGGAUGUGGCGGUUAUGAAUUCAGCUACUUUGAAGGAUCCAAAGAUUUUGAUCAAGGAGAAAGUUAAUGAGAUGGAGCAAGCAAACAUGGGUCACCGCCACAUUUCUUGGAAGCAUGUAUGGUCAAACUUCUGUGUCUUUCGUGUAAUAACGAGAAGUUGCUUGACGACGAUGCUGUUCUUUAGGAUGUCGGAGUCCGGAACAAGUCUCAGGUUCAUCCAUGUCUUUUCAAUAAGUGUUAAUCUGGCU